Molecule: messenger RNA, 5580 nt
Organism: Sphaeramia orbicularis (orbiculate cardinalfish)
Lineage: Eukaryota; Metazoa; Chordata; Actinopteri; Kurtiformes; Apogonidae
Product: myb-like protein X
Exons: 56
Coding region: 1-5580 (1859 amino acids)
Biological process (GO): lipid transport; lipoprotein metabolic process
Cellular component (GO): membrane; extracellular region
Molecular function (GO): lipid binding
Source: RefSeq, a predicted model, not a curated record
AUGGAGGUACACCUUAAAGAAGCCACGCCCCGUUCCCAGGUGCGUUCUGUGGAAACCAUCAAGUACAGGAAAUCUUCUUAUCUCCGGCUCCGACGGGCAGAAACAGGCAGGAUGGAGGCGUGUAUGGUAAAACCAGAAGUCAAAAAGAAACCCAGGCCGCCAAAACCUCCUCCAAAGCCCCCCGAGAUAAAAAGACCUGAUAGUGGCAUGGUGGAGAAACCAACUCCUGUGGUACCUCAACGUCCUGCAGACGCUGAGCUGACUCACACACAGUACAGGAUGAAGAGAUCAAGCAAAGAGGUCAAAGAAAACCCGGAACAAGAGACAAUCGAAAAAAGAAAAAAGACUGAAACUCCAGUGGUUCCACCCAGACCGACAGAAAAGGAACUGAAUGAUCCAAAGAGGUACAGUUACCGCAAAAGAGAAAAGCCAGAGGAAACUCGGGCCUCCAGAGAAACUGAUCAGUCAGUCCAGGCUGAAGUCCCCAAAGAUGAAGCAGACUUUAAACAGGCUAAUACAUCAGUCCUGACUGGAAUGUUUUGGAAAAGCCAAAAAGAGAGACCACCUUCAUUCACUAGUUAUGUGAUUGACUCCAACGAGGAAGAGAAAACAGACGACACCCCAGCCAAACAGGCUCCUGCAAACAAACAGGGUGUUCUGAAGGGAGUUAUGAAAGGCUUACAAUUCAAGUCAUCACCAAAGACCAGUAGAGAGCCAAGUCCGGAUCCUAGCUCUGUGGAACCAUCCACAGAAAAGGAACAAUCCAUGGAGAAAAACAAGCAGCAAAAGAAUGCAGAACCAAAACAGGACAAAGGUGGUCUGCUCACUGGAAUGUUCAAAAAAACACACAAAGAGAAAACGUCUUCUCCUAUACUUACGGUCACAAAGGCAGACAGUGACUCUGAAGAUGCAGAAGAACAAACAUCUGAAGGUUCCCUUGGUGAUCUGAGUGCUCGUAGCAAGCUUUCAGGCAGCAGUGACAGUCUCUCUGCAAACAACAAGGAAAAAACAGGAUUUUUCAGUGGGAUGUUCAAGAAGUCUCCUAAAACAGCAGAAACUGCUCAGACUGAUGAGGACCAACAGUCUCUACAUGGUGAUCUAUCAAACAGCACUGAUAAUCUCUGUGAAAACUCAAAGGACAAGGGAGGACUUUUCAGCGGGAUCCUCCGAAAGUCUCCGAAACCCCCUGGAGAGGAAACACCUAGGCAGGAGAAACAACAGAUUGAACGCUCAGACAGAGAUGAGAAUCUGUCUGACAACACCAAUAAAGAAAAAGGAGGUGUGUUUGGUGGAGUAUUCAAGAAAUCUCCGAAACUAUCAGAAGGGUCUCAGCUAGAAGAGGGUGAAGAGUCAUUACAGAGUGAGCUCUCAAUCAGCACCGACAACCUGUUACAAAAAAAGGAAAAAGGUGGUUUGUUCAGUGGACUCCUCAAAAAGACUUCCAAAACACCUGGAGAGGAUGAUAUGGCAGAAAAGAAUAAUCUUUCUGCCAGCAAUGACAGUCUAUCUGAAGCUGGCAACACUAAGGACAGAGGAGGUGUAUUCACUGGAAUGUUCAAAAAGUUGUCUAAACUUGCAGAUGAUCCUCCUACAGAGGAAGAAAAGCAGGUGACUGAUGAUGAGCUCUCGACAGGCAGUGAUAGUCUGUCUGAAGACAAGCCCAAAGAAAAAGGAGGAAUAUUUGGUGGAAUCUUUAAGAAGCCUCCUAAACCAGCAGAGGCUGCUCAAACUGAGGAGGAUGAUCUUAACAAAGAGUUGUCAACCAGCAGUGAGAAUUUAACUGAGAGCAAACAGGAGAAGGGAGCGAUAUUUGGCGUCCGGCUCAAAAAGACCCCUAAAACAUCUGGAGAAAAGACAGAGUCACCGGACAGAGAAACCCAAAAAGAGCUGUCAGCCAGCAAUGAGGAUCUGUCUGAGAGUAAUACUACCAAGGAGAAGAAUAUUUUCAGCAACCUUUUUAAGAAGCCUCAUAAAUCAUCAGAGGACACGGCAGUAGAUAAGGAACUGGAGGAGAAUAAUGAAAGUCAGUUAUCUGGAAGCAAUGAGAAUAUUGUUGAGGCCACAGCCCCAAAGGAGAAGAAAAGCGGCCUGGCUGGAAUAUUUAAAAGAUCAACCAGCAUUGAAAAUGUGCUUGACAGUGAGGACAAGAAUAUUUUCAGCGGCAUGUUUAAGAAAACUAAUAAAAUGUCUGAAGGGAAACCUGCAGAGGAGGACUCAAAUACAAGUGAAGAUAAAGUGUUUUUGUCCAGUUCUGAGAAUCUUUCAGAAACAGCCACCUCAAAGGAGAAGACAGGAGGACUGGCAGGGAUCUUUAAGAAGUCUCCUAAACCUGCAGAAGCUGCUGAAACUGAGGAGGAUGAUUUUGAGAAGGAGCAAUCAACUAGCAGAGAGAAUUUAUCUGAGAACAAACAGGAGAAAAAUAUUUUCAGCAACCUUUUUAAGAAGCCUCAUAAAUCAGCAGGGGAUGCUGCACAAGAUCAGGAGCUGGAGGAAAAUAAUGAAAGUCUGUUUUCUGGAAGCAAUGAGAAUAUUUUUGAAGCCACAGCCCCAAAGGAGAGGAAAGGCGGCCUGGCUGGAAUAUUUAAAAGAUCAGCCAGCACUGAGAACUUGCUUGACAGUGAGGAGAAGAAUAUUUUCAGUGGCAUGUUUAAGAAAACCAAUAAAUCUUCUGAAGGGAAACCUGCUGAUCAGGACUCCAAUGCAGAUGAAAAUAAAAUGUUGUCUUCCAGUGCUGAAAACCUUUCAGUUACAACGUCAAAGGAGAAGGCAGGAGGAUUGGCAGGGAUCUUCAGGAAGUCUCCUAAACCUGCCCCACGGUCUGUCACAACAAAGGAUCCUCUUAGUGACACAAAGGAACUGUAUGGCAGCUGCGACAGCAUUCCAGACAUUGGCAAGGAGGAUCUUUCAGGGGGAGAAGAGCUGUCAGCCAGUAAUGAAAAUCUUUCUGACACUACAAAGGAGAAAAAAACAGGUUUCUCUGGCAUGUUUCGGCGGACACCUAAACCAGUUGAAAAACAGGACAGUGAGGACAUGGAGCCAUUAACGGGAGGUGGGCUGAGACGCAGGAGGACCAUCAAAAAGAAAAGACGAGUCGUGUCAUUCAGAGUUAAAAAAACUCUUCCCAGAAUACCAAAACUUAACCUCACAUCACAGAGUGCAGAAAAGAUGCCUAAAAUUGAGGAGAGUGUGGAGCUGCAGGAGGUGAUCCCAGUGCAGGAGGGUACUGUAGAGAUGCAGAAUGUGGAGAUGGCAGCGUAUCCUACUGAAGGAAACCCACUGGAUUCUGAGGAGGAGAACGAUGGUUUGUUGGACUGGUGGAAUACAGUAGAAGGGUGGGCUGAAUGGAAUGAGUCUUCCAAUUUCCAGGAGGAGGAUGAGGAAGAGGCGAUGGAACAGGCAGCUGACCGUAUCUACAUGGCAGCUCGUCUGUUUGUGCGUCUUUUUAACCAGCGGGGGGCGUCCUUACAGCAGCGAAUCCUGGAGCUUUUGGCUCUGGCCGAUGCCGCAGAUCAAUUCCACAAAAAAACAGUAACUGCUGCCGUGGGUGGAGGGGUGGCCAGUGUUUGCGGCAGUGUGGCCACUAUCACGGGGCUCAUUCUGGCACCUUUUACUUUUGGCGCCUCUAUUAUUGUCACAGCAGUGGGUAUCGGUGUGGCGACAGCGGGGAGCAUCACCUCGGCGACGGCUAACAUUACAGAUACCGUUCACUCCAACAUGGACCGUAAGAAGGUGGAGAAGAUGAUCCAAGGCUACCAAGAAGAGAUCAAAGACAUCCGGGAGUGUUUAGAGUUUGUUCAGGAAGGUAUGGACACCCUGCAGGAAUUGGACUUUGACAAAUACUCACAGAGCGCCGCCAGAAAGGCUCUGAACCACAACAUCAAGCAUGUGAUGAAGGAAGGAGGCCGAGCUGGGAAAGCUCUCAUGGUCAACACCGAUAAGCUCAUCAGCACUGUGCAGGUGUUGGGUGCCGCAGGAGGUGCAGCCAAAGCAGCACAGGCCAUCAGCGUCACCACUGGAGUCAUGUCGGCCCUCUUCCUGGCCCUGGAUGUUUUUUUCUUGGCUAAGGACUCCCACGAGCUACGCAAGGGCGCCAAAACCAAGUUUGCCACCAAAAUCAGGGAGGUAUGUAGAGACCUUCAAGACGGCCUUUUGGAGUUGAACAAGGUAAAGACACAACUGCAGAAAACCAUGGACGGCAUCGAAGUGGAGGAGUACGAGGAGAUCGAGGAAGUAGAGGUGGAGGUUGAUGAUGAUUUGGAGUCAGACCCAGUGAAGCUGGCUGAACUGGAACAAGAACUGGAUCUAAUGGAGGAGAAACUGGACAGGAAGGUUGAAGAGGAGAGGAAGAAAGCUGAAGAGGAAAGGAAGAGGAUCGAGGAGGAGGAGAAGAAGAAAGCUGAAGAGGAAAGGAAGAGGGUCAAGGAGGAAGAGAAGAAGAAUGAAGAGGCAGAAGAGGCAAAUAUGAAGGAUACAGAGAAGAGUUUGGAAGACAAAGCAGAGUCAGAGGAAAAGACUGAUAAAGAGGAGGAGAAAGAGGGGGAGACGGGAGGGAAUGAUGUGAAGAAAGAGGGGGGAAAUGACAGCCGAAAGGAGGAAAGUGAAAAAGAGGGUAAGGCUGAAUCUAAGUCAGAGAAGCUUUCAGAUGAAGAAAAGCAGCAAAACAUUUUAACGGGCAAAGCAGCCAAAGAAGAGGUUUUAAAAGAACGGUCUCAUAAAGGAACUAAAAAAGAUAAAGAAAUGGAGAACCAGAUUACAGCUGGGAAGGAAAAAUAUGAGCAAGGCAAUGUUCCAAACAGAAAGACAGGUGACAAGAAGGAAGAGGGCAAUAAAAGCGGAAAAGAACAGCUGGAAAGUAAAAGUCAUUCAGCUGACUCAAAGUAUGUGGAGUGGACUAAAACGGUCAGUUCAGAAAAGGUGAAGAGUGAGAGAGAGACGAGCAAGAGCAGCAGGGAGGAUGAAAGAGGGACGAGAGGAAAGCACGAGUUGAAACCAGAGAAGAAAGAGGCAGAAGUGGGGAGUACGAGGAGGGACAGCAGCAGCAGGAGCGACAAAGAAAAAGCAAGUGACAGGAGUCAAAGAUGGAGCAAACAUGAACCAAGAGCAGAGGAGGAGAGGGGAGUGAAGGACUGGAGAGCAGAGAUGACGAAAAGUAAAGAGGAGAGAAGAGGGAGAGAGGAAGGAAGAGAACCGAAGAGAGAGACGGAGAGGUCCAAAGGGUCGCACCGAAGCCACGAGGCGCCAACAAGGAGGGAGCAUUCAGACAGGGAGAGGAGGAGCAGCAGGGAGGAGGCGGACGCAAAGAGGAGUCACUCCAGGAGAGGACACGAGGAGAGAGGGAGUAGGGUAAAGGAGGAGGAGGAGGAGAGGGGGAAGAGAAGGGAGGAGGGGGAGAGUCGGAGGAGUCACUCCAGGAGAGGACACGAGGAGAGAGGGAGUAGGGAUGCUGCGGGAGCAUCACUGCUGACGUUGGCUGAUUUAAACGGUUUCUGCAAGGAUCGACACACACACAAAGAGGAGUACAAACACCAGCACAGUGGACAUUUCUAUUCCUUUAAGAUCUUACUAUCACAGCUCAGGUGA